UUAACCCUAAUAUUAAAGUUUAGGUUUUUUCCCCCAAAUUUCAUAAACAAGUUGAGAUUAGGAACAAGUACGCUUCACAACACAAACCUAGGAGUGGCUCUCAUUCAAACACACAUAUCCUUACCUAGUUCUCUGUCUCCUACAAAUUUUGCAUCUUUCAAUUUUGGUUCACACAUUUCCAAUUUCCCCCUUUUCAGUUUACCAUUCUACCCUCUCAAACCACUAGCAUAUCAAGAAAUUAGAAUCUAUCAUAUCCUAAUUCACCCCUUCAAAAUCAAAAGCUUCUUCCUUUAGGUCACAAUUUCAUCAAUGGCAACGUUGUUUCUAUCAGAAUGUGGGUUAAGGCCACUUCCUGUAUUGCACGCUCAACCAAGAACAAGUGCAAUUUCAUCUCAUAAGCCUCCAAAGUUUGGAUUUUUAAACAAAACAAACAAAAGGGUAUCUUUAGAUCUUAGGUUGAAGGCAAGAAAGUGGGAGUUGAAAGUGAGUGCUCCUUCGAGAGUUAGUACGGAUGAGGAAGGAGCAGAGGGUACUGUGAAGGAGUUAGCACAAUUUGACCCUGGUGCACCACCUCCUUUUACAUUAGCUGAUAUAAGAGCAGCUAUACCUAAACAUUGUUGGGUUAAGGAUCCUUGGAAGUCUAUGAGUUAUGUUGUGAGAGAUGUUGUUGUGGUUUUGGGUUUGGCUGUUGUUGCUGCUUAUGCUAAUAGUUUGAUUGUUUGGCCUCUUUAUUGGGCUGCUCAAGGAACAAUGUUUUGGGCUCUCUUUGUUCUUGGUCAUGAUUGUGGUCAUGGAAGCUUUUCAAACAACCCCAAGCUGAAUAGUGUUGCAGGGCAUUUGCUGCAUUCUUCAAUCCUAGUACCAUAUCAUGGAUGGAGAAUUAGUCAUAGAACACACCAUCAAAAUCACGGUCAUGUUGAGAAUGACGAAUCUUGGCACCCGUUGCCAGAGAAAAUCUUCAAGAGCUUGGAUAAUGCAACAAAAAUUUUAAGAUUUACGAUACCUUUUCCAAUGCUUGCAUAUCCUUUCUACCUUUGGAGCAGAAGUCCGGGGAAGAGUGGUUCUCACUUCGAUCCAAACAGUGACUUGUUUGUCGCAAAUGAAAGAAAAGAUGUUAUUACUUCAACAGUUUGUUGGACAGCUAUGGCUGCGUUGCUUGUAGGAUUAGGAUUCGUUAUGGGUCCAAUUCAAUUACUCAAGCUUUAUGGCAUUCCUUAUAUGCUUUUUGUCAUGUGGUUGGAUUUGGUGACUUAUUUGCAUCACCAUGGUCAUGAAGACAAAUUACCAUGGUAUCGUGGACAGGAAUGGAGCUACCUUAGAGGCGGACUUACAACUCUUGAUCGUGAUUAUGGAUUGAUAAAUAACAUCCAUCAUGACAUUGGAACUCAUGUCAUUCAUCACUUAUUUCCUCAAAUCCCACACUACCACCUAAUAGAAGCUACCGAGGCAGCGAAGCCAGUUCUUGGAAGAUACUACCGGGAGCCGAAGAAAUCAAAACCUUUACCAUUUCACCUAAUUGGAGAGUUAAUAAAAAGCAUGAAGAAAGACCAUUUUGUGAGUGACACUGGUGAUAUUGUUUACUACCAAACAGACCCUAACCUUAGUGGCUCUUCUACAUCAAAAUAAACCUUUGAUGUUCAUUUUUUCCUCUAAAAAACCAGUAGAGGCCACAUAGACUUAGAAAAUUAUGUGAGCACUCCAAUUCAGUCCUAUAAUGACCUAUACAUAGUAAGAGUGAAAUUCCUCAUAAGUAAAGAGAGAGUGCUUGACAAAUGAUUGUAACUUGGUGCUAUGGCAUUGAUUGAAGCUUGUUGAGCAAGUUAUAUAUGUAUUGUGUUCUUCAUUGAAUAUCAACAUGUGUGUAAAUUUUUUAUUCUUGAUGAAGUGAUGAUGUAUUCAUUGGAUUAGUAAUAAUGUAAUUUUUCUUAGCCUCAAAAAAUUGAGUGAUUAUUAUUGAAUGAAAUUGAUCACUUGCUUGUGUU
Molecule: messenger RNA, 1982 nt
Organism: Lathyrus oleraceus (garden pea)
Lineage: Eukaryota; Viridiplantae; Streptophyta; Magnoliopsida; Fabales; Fabaceae
Product: omega-3 fatty acid desaturase, chloroplastic
Exons: 8
Coding region: 310-1626 (438 amino acids)
Biological process (GO): lipid metabolic process
Molecular function (GO): oxidoreductase activity, acting on paired donors, with oxidation of a pair of donors resulting in the reduction of molecular oxygen to two molecules of water
Source: RefSeq, a predicted model, not a curated record